This is a messenger RNA of Thyridium curvatum, 1686 nucleotides long. RefSeq lists its product as uncharacterized. NCBI's taxonomy places the organism in Eukaryota, Fungi, Ascomycota, Sordariomycetes, Thyridiales, Thyridiaceae. The record is from RefSeq and is a predicted model, not a curated record. The transcript is spliced from 5 exons. Gene Ontology annotation, molecular function: heme binding; iron ion binding; monooxygenase activity. The coding region runs from base 1 to 1686 and encodes 561 amino acids.
AUGGACAUCGCCAUCUGCGCCGGGCUCGGCAUCAUCGAAGCCUUUGCCUUGUCCCUAACAGGCAUCGACUACCCCUAUGGCUUGACCUUCACCCAAACUGCGGGCAUCUGCUUGUUCCUGCAGUAUGUGGCUCUGACCUACUACCGCGUGUUCCUCUACCACAAGUACUUCUCGCCCUUCCGCCAUUUGCCCGGCCCCACGGACAACCAUUUCCUCUUCGGACAGUCCAUCAAGUUCAUGCAGGCCAGCUCUCCAAUUGAACUGUAUGUCAAGUGGAUGAAGCAGUGGCCCGAGGCUCCCUUUAUCCGGUAUCUCACCUUUGGUAACCAGGAGGUCAUUACAACUGACCGCAACAAGGUCGCCAACAGCAUCAGCUCCCACAAGGAAGUCCAGCAGACGCAAUGCUACAACUUUGUCAAGCCCGCCAGCUUCCGCAAAAUCGUCAAGGAGUUCGCGGGCAACGGCGUCCUUCUGCUCGAGGGGGAGGAGCACCGCAUCCACCGGCGCAUGCUCGCAGGUCCCUUGUCGGUGCCCAACAUCCGCAAGCUCCAGCCUAUCUUCCAGGCCAAGUCGCGCGCCCUGUGCGGCGUCCUCGACGCCGCCAUCUCAUCGGGCAACGGCAACAUCGACUGCACCGAGAUCUUCACCAAGGCCACGCUGGACAUCAUCGGCGCCACGGUCCUGGGCCUCGAGCUGGACAACCUGACUUCCGAGACCUUCGCCGCCAAGGCCGGUAGCGUGGCCGACAAGGGCAAGAGCGAGUACAGCUUCCAUGAUGCGUACGAGAUUGUCUUUGCGCAGAGCAUGAUUGGCAAGAUCCUGUUGUUUGCCAACGGUAUCGUGCCUGUGCGGUGGAUCCCCAUCCAGGCGAACCGCGACUGGAAAUUCUGCAACGACUGGGUGCGCAGGAUCCUGCUCAAGAUGAUCCACGACCGUCGGGCCGAGGUCAAGAGGUCGCUGGCGGAUGAGAAGAAGCAGCAGGCCGAGACGGCGUCGCGCGACUUGCUUACGUUCAUUGUGGAGGAGAGCAUGCCCGGCCAUCCGGCGGAGGGACUGAGCGAGGACCACUUCCUUGGCCAUCUCAUGCAAUUCAUGGUUGCCGGACACGCCACCAGCGCCGACACUAUCACCUGGUGCGUCUAUAUCAUGGCCACCAGGCCCGAUAUCCAAGACAAGCUACGCGCCGAGAUCAACGACAUGCUGGCCAAGACUCCCAGCCCGAGCUACAACGACAUCAACGCCUGCUCGUACAUGGAAGGCUUCAUCAAGGAAGCCCUCCGCAUCUACGCUCCAUCAACCUCGCACCACCGCGAAGCCAGCACAGACAUGAAGAUAAACGGCGUCUUCAUCCCCAAGGGCACGACCGUCGACAUCGUCCCCUCCGUCACCAUGCUCAACCCGACCAUCUGGGGCGACGACGCCGACACGCCGGACCCGACGCGCUGGGACAGGCUCGCGGGCGACCAGCUGUCUCCGUACGCGUUCCAGGCCUUCGCCAACGGGUCGCGCAUGUGCAUCGGCAAGAGCUAUGCCAUGCUCGAGAUCAAGGUCGUGCUCAUGGAGAUGGUGCCUCGAUUCCGCUUCUCCGCCGUCGACAAGCCGUUCACUAUUGAGAACCCGGGCUUUGCCAUGCGGCCGAACGGGCUCGAGGUGAGGGUGGAGAGGAUCGCGCAGGAGAUGGCGUAA